AUGGACUUUAUAGAGACUCUACCUAGGGCUGAAGGCAAAGAAGUGGUUAUGGUUGUGGUUGAUAGGCUAACAAAAUAUAGCCAUUUCGCCUCUCUUCCCCGUCAUUACAAUGGACCGAUAGUGGCCAAGGUUCAUCAAGAUUAUGUGGGAAAAUUGCAUGGUAUACCUCAUACCAUAGUAUGCGAUCGUGACUCUAUUUUUUUGAGUAAUUUUUGGAAGGAGUUGAUGAGGCUGGCUGGAACGAAGAUUCACUACAGCACUACCCAUCAUCCUCAAACGGAUGGGCAAAGUGAAGUUGUUAAUAGGACAUUGGAAACAUACUUGCGAUGCUUCAUGGGAGAAAGACCAACGACUUGGGUUAGACCUCUUGCUUGGGCUGAAUGGUCCUACAAUUCCAGCACUCACUCUACUAUUGGGAUCAGUCUAUAUGAGGUUCUCUAUGGGUAUCCACCUCCUUCCAUACCACACUAUGAGGAAGGCACGACGAGUGAUGAUAUGAUUGACUGUGAAUUACGCAACCGAAAUGAAAUUGUGGACUCUCUUCGGAAGAACAUGGCUAAAGCUCAAGACCGAAUGAGUCAAGUCUACAAUAAGGGUCGGAAAGAUAGAGAAUUUUCAGUCGGCGACUAUGUUUGGCUAAAAAGAUUGGCUAUGAGGCAACGUUCACUCAUGGGUCAGCCCUAUUUAAAAUUGUUACCAAAAUACUAUGGACCCUUCAAGGCUGCAGAUCUAGAGAUAGAGGCAUAUCCUUUGUUGGAUGAAGUGACCUCUAAAAUAAGUACCUUAAAUUUGGAACGAGUGCGUCGGUUGAAGAGCCGACUUGUUGCUUUGACCCGGAGGGUUCAGAAGUUUCAUUUCUUACGGGUCAGGGAUGAGAUUGAACAACUUAUGGAUGAUGAUGGUGACAUGGCUGAAAUGUAUCUGACAGACAAAAAGCUGCGAGUGGAAUCUGCUAUUGAUGGUGAUCAAUCUAUAGCCGGUUACAGCUCUAUAGGAGCUGGAAUGUCGGUUUCUACUCCUGUUUCCCCUGUUUCUUCUCCUACAGAAACCCAGAGACUUGAGAAGAGCUUAAGCAUAGCUAGAAGUAGACACGAGAGCAUGAAGAGUUCAGAAAGUGCCGCGGAAAACAUUGAGGAAUUGGAAAUGUUACUGGAAGCCUACUUCGUUGUCAUUGACAGCACCCUCAACAAGCUAACAUCGCUCAAGGAAUAUAUAGAUGAUACAGAGGACUUCAUCAAUAUACAAUUGGACAAUGUGCGGAAUCAGUUGAUUCAGUUUGAAUUGCUGCUUACAACUGCGACAUUUGUUGUUGCAAUCUUUGGGGUAGUAGCAGGAAUCUUUGGCAUGAAUUUCUCGAUAUCACUAUUUGAUGAACCAGAGGCAUUCAAGUGGGUUUUAUUGAUCACUGGUGCAUGCGGAAUUUUUAUUUUCUGCACAUUUUUAUGGUUCUUUAGGCACAGAAGAUUGAUGCCCUUGUAA
This is a messenger RNA of Nymphaea colorata (pocket water lily), 1479 nucleotides long. RefSeq names its product magnesium transporter MRS2-B-like. The transcript has 5 exons. Gene Ontology annotation, molecular function: magnesium ion transmembrane transporter activity; nucleic acid binding. Lineage: Eukaryota; Viridiplantae; Streptophyta; Magnoliopsida; Nymphaeales; Nymphaeaceae. The record is from RefSeq and is a predicted model, not a curated record. Bases 1 to 1479 code for a protein of 492 amino acids. Gene Ontology annotation, cellular component: membrane. Gene Ontology annotation, biological process: DNA integration; transmembrane transport; magnesium ion transport.